Molecule: messenger RNA, 894 nt
Organism: Closterium sp. NIES-65
Lineage: Eukaryota; Viridiplantae; Streptophyta; Zygnematophyceae; Desmidiales; Closteriaceae
Source: the annotation of a GenBank genome assembly
AUGCCCCCCAGCCUCACUCCCUCGCGCUCUCACGUCAUCUCUCACCUCUCGCUCUCACUUCCCUCUCACCACUGCAGAUGGGUGCGCAACCCGUCUCUCCCAAAGCGCUACACAGGGUUGUCGUGCAAGAGCAUCCGGUCGAGCCUCAACUGCCAGAAGAACGGCCGCAAGGACACGGCGUAUCUCAACUACGAAUUCAAAAGCCCCGGAUGCAAUAUCCAGAGGUUCGACCCGAAGGCGUUCCUGUCGAUGAUGCGCAACAAGGUGUUUCUGGGCGUGGGCGACUCGUUCAACCCGAACCUGCAGCACUCCGUGCGCUGCCUCGUCGAGAGCGUCGCCGCCACUAAGGACGUCAACGGCGCGCUCUUCAAGACGGGCCUCUCCGCGCAGGGCUACGUCGUGCCGCAGUACAACGCCACGUUCCUCACUAUCGCGUCCAGCUUCCUGGUCGACGCAACCCCCGUGGGAUCGGUGUCGAGCAGCAGUCCGUGGAAGGUGAAUCUGGACGUGCCCAGCAAGGAGUGGACUCCGUUUCUGCGCCACUCGCACUACGUGGUGUUUUCUGCCGGCCACUGGUUCACCAAUUCUGGGAACCUGAGGCAGUGGUUUGUGAAGAAGCAGCAGCAGAAGGGCAUGACGUCAUCAGCAGCCAUGACGGCCGCAUACACGACAAUGCGCAACUACAUCGCGAGCUCCGGCUACACGGGCCUGCCCAUGGUGCUCACCUACACGGCCUCGCACUACGAGUCCGCGUUUGCUGCCACGGAUUCGGUGAAGGCAUGCAGUGGGGCCAAGGGGCCCAUGACCUCCAAGCAGAUGGCGUUUGCUUCCAAGAAAUCGGACGCGCUCGAAGGGAGGACCGCUGUGGUGAAGGUGAGUGUGUGUGUGUGGUGA